AUGGCUGUGUCUCCUGUAAAUGAGCACCAGGGUCUGUUGACGUUCAGGGAUUUGGAUGUUGACUUCUCCCAGGAGGAGUGGGAAUGUCUGGAUUCUGCUUGGAGGACUUUAUAUAUUGAUGUGAUGUUGGAGAAUUACAGAAAUCUCAUUUUUGUAGAGAAACAUCGCAUAUGUGGUAAAUAUGAAAGCAUCAUGGAUCAAGGAUCAAAUAGUGCUGUCUAUCAGCACGUGAAUAUCCAAAAGAAGUCUUACAACAAUAAUGACCUUGGCAAAAUGCUUUGUGAAUCAUCUCAGUGUAUACCUUAUAACACCAGCGGUACUACAGGAAACCAUCAGAGAAUUCAUACAGGAGAGGAGCCUUACAAAUAUGGUAAAUGUGAAAAAUCCUUUGGAUGUAGCUCAAAUCUUGGAACACAUCAGAAAUCUCAUAAAGGACAGAAGCCUUACAAAUGUAGUGAAUGUGAGAAGUCAUUUACACGUAAUUCAACUCUUAAAAAUCAUCAGAAGAUUCAUACAGGAGGGAAACCUUACAAAUGUUGUGAAUGUGAGAAGUCAUUUACAUAUAGUUCAACUCUUAAAUAUCAUCAGAAGAUUCAUACAGGAGGGAAAUCUUACAAAUGUAGUGAAUGUGUCAAGUCAUUUACAUGUAGUUCAACUCUUAAAAAUCAUCAGAGAAUUCAUACAGGAGAGAAACCUUACAAAUGCAGUGAAUGUGAUAAGUCAUUUACAAAUAGUUCAAAUUUUAAAAAUCAUCACAGAACUCAUACAGGAGAGAAACCUUAUAAAUGUAGGGAAUGUGAGAAAUCCUUUGGAUCUGGCUCAACUCUUAUAAAACAUCAGAGAAUUCAUACAGGUGAGAAACCUUACAAAUGUAGGGAAUGUGAGAAAUCCUUUACAUAUAUUUCACAUCUAAAAAGACAUCAGAUACUUCAUACAGAAGAAAAACCUUAUAAAUGUAAUGAAUGUGUAAAGUCCUUUGCAUGUAACUCAAAUCUUCAGUCACAUAAGAAAAGCCAUACAGAAAAGAAAUCUUACAAAUGUAGUGAAUGUGAGAAAUUCUUUAAAUAUAGAUCAAGUCUUAGAAGUCAUGAGACAAUUCAUAGAGGACAAAAACCUUACAAAUGUUGGGAAUGUGAGAACUCCUUUUCAAGUACUUCAGAACUUAGAAUACAUCAGCAACUUCAUAUAGGAGAGAAACCUUACAAGUGUAGUGUAUGUGUGAAAUCAUUCAUGUGUGCCUCAACUCUUGAAAAACAUCAGAGAGUUCAUACAGGAGAGAAACUUGUAGCUAAUGCCACUAAUGCUUUAGCUAGCAGACACAGUUAA
This is a messenger RNA of Peromyscus leucopus (white-footed mouse), 1326 nucleotides long. RefSeq names its product zinc finger protein 501-like. The transcript has 3 exons. NCBI's taxonomy places the organism in Eukaryota, Metazoa, Chordata, Mammalia, Rodentia, Cricetidae. The record is from RefSeq and is a predicted model, not a curated record. The coding region runs from base 1 to 1326 and encodes 441 amino acids. Gene Ontology annotation, biological process: regulation of transcription by RNA polymerase II. Gene Ontology annotation, cellular component: nucleus. Gene Ontology annotation, molecular function: RNA polymerase II transcription regulatory region sequence-specific DNA binding; DNA-binding transcription factor activity, RNA polymerase II-specific.